Rotaria sp. Silwood2 is the source of this 600-nucleotide messenger RNA. Lineage: Eukaryota; Metazoa; Rotifera; Eurotatoria; Philodinida; Philodinidae. The record is from the annotation of a GenBank genome assembly.
AUGUCUGCAGCAGAAUUGAUAUUAUUACAAAAUUCUAUAGGACAGUUAAUUUCGAUAAAUUCAUUUUUAUCAACAACUAAAAGUCGUCAUUUAGCUCUAUUCUUUUUGAGUGAUCCAGAACUUGCUGGGGAGAAACCUUUUGCUGAUAUCACUAGUAGAAGUUGUUUUUUCAAUGAAGAAGAAGUUCUUAUUAUGUUUGGUUCAAUAUUUCAAAUUGUAAAUAUUGUUCGUGAAAUAAAUGAAAUUCCGAUUGUUAAAAUAGAAUUGUGCACAAAUGAUAACAAAGCUUUUAGUACAAUAUUAGAGCAUUUAAAAAAUGAAUAUGCUGGAGAUGAUGGUGAAACAGAUUUUAUUUAUGUUGGUCAAGAUAUUCGUCAAAUGGGAUGCUCAAGUACAGCUGAAAAAUAUUUUCAUCGUUAUCUAAGUUCAUUAGGUAAUGAAGAUAUUUAUUUAAGUACUUAUUAUUACAACCUUGCUGUGGUGGCCAAUAACAAGGGUGAUUAUCAUUUAAGUCUUGAUCUUCAUCUCAAAUCUCUUCAAAUUAGAAUACGAACUUUAGAACCUAAUCAUCUUAAUCUUGCAGAGAGUUACAAUGGUUAA